AGCAAAUGACAAAGCUGAAUAGUUACAAGCUUGAAACUGUUUUCAUUCCUCAAGUUUAUUUUCGUAUAGUAAGUCCUGUGGUAACUCACAAAGACAAAUUAUUGUAAUACAAUAUUUCCAUUACACUAUAAAAUUAUAUCGCAAGUACUAUUAUCAAAUAUUUUAAAACAGUUUUUUACAUCCGAAAAUAAUAAUUUAAUACACUGUAUCGAAAUUUAUUAUUUAAAAUGUUUUCGAAGAUCAUCAUACUGUUUUUUUGGGUGGUAUUGUACUUUUUGCAAUGUCAAGGUACUGGCCCUAAUGAAGAAACACGUCAAAUAAUAGAAAACAUAGUCCGUGACCAUUACAAGCCAAAUGGUCUAAGCUACAAAGAGUUAAGGCAUGUAAUUGACGAAGUAACACGGAAAACGGGCGCAAAGGGAAAUAUCCCCAGCCGUGAUCGAUUGGAAAAGAGAUUAGAAGUCGAUACAUAUUCAAAAGCCGAAGUUGUAAGCAUCGUCCGAUAUAUUGUAGGUGACGAUAGUAUGACGGAAUUGGUAAGAGAAUUAUUCGAAAAAAAUCAAUAUCCAUCUAGGAUAAACUUUGUACAUUUAGGUUAUAUGGUUCAAAGUGUAAGAAUGGCAAAGGGUAUGGAUACACCCACUGAUAAUACUGCCCAAUUGAAAAUGGAUAUAAUAAACAAUAGAAAACGCAUGUUUCAUACUAUGGACGAAUCUGAUAUCAUUGACUUCAUUAUCAAUAAUUUAAAUUUUUGAUUAUAUUAUUAACUGUUAUCAAAUGAAUGCAUGUAUGUACUAAGUAAUAUGUCACAUAAAAAUGUAGUUUUGAUUGAUUAAUAAAUCAUUUUGCUCUUACAUUUA
Adelges cooleyi (spruce gall adelgid) is the source of this 860-nucleotide messenger RNA. RefSeq lists its product as uncharacterized. NCBI's taxonomy places the organism in Eukaryota, Metazoa, Arthropoda, Insecta, Hemiptera, Adelgidae. The record is from RefSeq and is a predicted model, not a curated record. The coding region runs from base 228 to 755 and encodes 175 amino acids. The transcript has 5 exons.